CGCAGCACAUGUAUCUUGGACGUUGCUUUGGUCGCGACGCGCGCACUCCCACACCUCGCGCGCCGCGAUGAACACCCCUCCGCCACCCGAUAUCGUUCUUCCGCCGCCGGAAUCACCUGCGUCGAAGCGAAUACGCCGCGCAGCUUCUCAACCACACACUAAUGAUGGCGCCGACACGAGAGAGGAGGAUGUCCCAGAGGAAGUGGAGCGUGGACGCGAGUCGAUGUAUGUCCGGCUGUUCAAAGAGAUGAUCCAGACCGUUCUCGAGUUUGAAUCUUACCUCUUCUCGCCGCAGGAACUCUGGGUGCUGAAACACAUCAUCGACCUUCCUUAUGAUCCUCUAUAUCUCCUCACGCGUCUUCUCCUCCGGCGUCGGGGCAAGGUGCACCCUAUCGCCUCGAUCGCGCCAACGUACUCGGGGGAGCUCGGCGAGGAGGGCGUCAAGCGCGCGGCGAGAACGCUAUGCGAGCGCCUAGACAUUCCAGACGAUAUCUUGGAGCAGCCGAACGAAAAGGCGCGCUUGGACUUGUGGGGGACACGGAAGUGCAUACCGGAGCGCAAGCCGUCCGCAUCACGCCGUCCAUGGACGGAUUUGCCGACAGGCUUGAGCGCGGAUGAGGAGCGCGCCGACCCCGAUCUGGCAGAGGCUAUCCGCCAGAGUCUGUGGGCGGAGCAGCAUGGAGAUAUUUCAACCGCAAAUGGCAAUGUGUCCGCCUCUGGCGCAUCAUCGUCCGGUACGACGACGCCCGCUGCACCGGCCGGCCCAUCCUCGGCUCCUACCUUCUGGGAGAUGUUUGAGAACCCGUAUGUUCAGACUCCGGUUCGCUCGCUCGCGCACGACGAGAGCGAGCUCACACUCGACGACAUCAUGUCGUGUGUCUCGGCGGACGAUCUGCGGCGAGUGGCCCGUGCGCGCAAGGUUCCGCCCCAGCUUCUCGUUACCCGCGAAUCGGUCAUGAAGGCUCUCCGCAGCAUCGCGCACAACCAGACGACGCUCUCGUUCACCCACGUCGACCGCAAAGGCAAGGGCAAAGCGAGACCCGUCGGCUCCUCCACUCGGGUCACCUCGACGUCGGAGCGUCUGCUUCUCGCGCAGCUGAUGCCGUGUCUCGGCGGUCACGUCAUUCAGAUCGACCCGUCGCUGUACACGCUCAUCUCGCGCGUUAACCUCAUUUUCUCUCGCACACCGCCAAUAUCCGCGUACACCCCUGCGCUCCUCCUCCCGCCCAUUCUUGUCUCAUCUCACCGUCGACGAUAUCCCGAUUACGGGACGCCCACACGCUCAGUCAUCUGGAGGGAUCGAGGCGAGCUGCUCGACUGGGAGCAUGCGGUGCACUACGCAGCGCUUGUCUCUGAAGUUUUGGGGGACAAUUGGGCUGAGCAGCGCAGAGGUGGCGGCCCGGUGCAAUCUUUGUGGAGAGGACAGCCACUCACGCGCACAGAGGGCGCCAAGCUCGUGCGCCGUGUGUGGGAGAAUGUGUGGCCGCAGUGGAAGGAAAUAGUCGCUGGCAAGGGCGGAGAGGCAGUCGACGAGAAGACUGAACAAGGCGCGCUGGCGAGUGACCGUUUUCGAACGGCUCACGUGCUCACACGCAUCGUAGCAAAGGGCGCGGAUGCCCUUGGUGUACUGCACGAGUACGACCUCGAGUGUGAGGUCCUCCGAGCGCUUCUCCGCCAGCGGCGCUGGCGUCGGGGAAAACGAGGCGCUUGGUACGACCGCUUAGCCCUCGUUCUGAUGACGCAUUACAAAGCAUCCGAGGCACAGAAGCUUGAGAAGAUGGAGGAGGCGACCCAGGUUUGCAUCGAUGGACUCCUCGACCCUGACACGCAUCUCAUCUACCGCCCGCGGCUUUCUCAUCGCCUAACCCGGCUCGAAAACAGACUGAACCUUCCCGCUGAUGAGCGCCAUAUCAGUUACGCGCAAUUGCUGAAGUGCGAGACGCGCGAACUUGUGGCGGUCCGGUCGCAGCAGAACAUCGGUAUGCCGUCCGCUCAAGCUGGUACCAAUGGCCGGCGAGAGUCAGCCGACUUGGGACUGAACGAAGGCUCUCAGGAUACGGGCUCUUGGCAGCAAGUCGGCAAGAGUGCGUGGGCAGGGCGCGAUGGAGAGGUGACAGUGGAGGGCUGGGUGCUUGAGUGGUGGGAAGAUAGGGGAUACGAAGGCUACCACGCCGAGUCGUCGAUCCUCACUACUUUGUUCGCGCUGCUCAUGUGGCCCGUCCUUUUCCAUCCCCUUCCCGGCGCAUUUGAGACAUACUACCAGACCGCUCCCCUCGACCUCGGAGAGGAUACUUUCGCGCGCGCCCGCGCUUCAAUGAUUGAAGAGCGGCUCACAGAAAUGGAGUCGACCGAUGCGGCGCUCGCGAUGCUUCGCGAAACAGACAAGCGUGAGCGCGAGCGGGGGACCUGGGCCGUCGGUCUGAGCUGGGACUUUGGCCAGCGCGAGCUGGAGGAGAUUCUCACUUGCAUGGGUGGGCACGCGAUGGCGCUUAUCUGUCGCAUGCUAUCCGAGGAGUAUCGGUAUCGUGCGAGCGGCGUUCCUGAUCUCAUCGUGUGGGAUUACGCGAGACGCGAGGCGCGCUUUGUUGAGGUAAAGGGGCCGGGCGACUCAUUGUCGGACACACAGAAGAUCUGGAUCGACGUCCUCCUCUCCGCAGGGGUGCCCGUCGAGGUGUGUCGGGUCAAAGCAAAGGAGGACGCGGACGGGAGACCGAUCAUGCGCACGAAACGUACUGAUUCGGGGAAGAGCAAGCGUGCAGCCGCGAAGGCGCCCGAGCCGAUCGUUGUGGACGACAGCGAGGAGGACGAGUGGACGUACGAGUCCGGGGACGAGGGUAAGCCCGAGGGGCGCUGGGCGCGGCCUGGCGAGCUGAAGCGGCGGAAGUAAGUUGGUUUCUGUAGCACUACUUCAUGUAC
Messenger RNA from Cutaneotrichosporon oleaginosum, 2916 nucleotides. RefSeq lists its product as uncharacterized. Lineage: Eukaryota; Fungi; Basidiomycota; Tremellomycetes; Trichosporonales; Trichosporonaceae. Gene Ontology annotation, biological process: interstrand cross-link repair. Gene Ontology annotation, molecular function: 5'-3' exonuclease activity; 5'-flap endonuclease activity; flap-structured DNA binding. Gene Ontology annotation, cellular component: nucleus. The record is from RefSeq and is a predicted model, not a curated record.